AUGCCCAUCACAGGACUGACGAAAGCUCAACCGGAAUCAUCGGGUCGUAAGAUGGUGAGCCGAUGUCUUCUUCUCACAAUUCAACAGACAAAAGUCCAAAGCAACCCUCCUGUGAUAUCCGGUGGAACCAAUCUACGAAUCCCUUCUACCUGCCUCUUCAAACGAAAUGAA
Messenger RNA from Protopolystoma xenopodis, 171 nucleotides. NCBI's taxonomy places the organism in Eukaryota, Metazoa, Platyhelminthes, Monogenea, Polystomatidea, Polystomatidae. The record is from the annotation of a GenBank genome assembly.